AGCUGCGCGCUCCAUAUGCCUGUCAAAGCAGCAUAGCAAUGGGAAGUUCACCAACAGCGCUGUCAAGUGUUUAAACCUACUCGUAACUAACCGCGUUUUUUUAGUAGAACAACAAAACAUCUCCCAGCUCAACCGGCAAAGGUUAUUGCUCAACUCUCUUAAAAAAAGGAGAGAUGGACCCGAGAGACACAGCUCCGGAUUCGUGGGAGCUGGAAGAAGACGCCGAGGCCCCGGCCACCUCGGCGGCUCUCCCGUGCGCCUUCGCCGCACUCAACGUCAACGCCAAGCCGUUUGUCCCCAACCUCAACGCCCCGGCGUUCGUGCCUACCUCCCUUCAAAGCAGCGCUGCCGGAAUGCCUCCUUCCGACGCUCCAGUUGAGAACGGCAGCUCAGAGGCAGACAUGGCAGCCGACGACGAGACGUGGGAGUUGAACGACGAGCCGGGCGGAGGCGGGGGCGGCGGCGGACAGGAGGACCCGGCCGCGACGGGGGAUUGUCCGCCCUACGCUGACAGCCAGGAGGAUGAGAUGAUCAUGGAAGAGGAAGAGGAGGAGAUCCCUAUGCCUAAAGUGGCGCCUUUAACGCCAGAUGCGCCCAAGAAAGAACAUGUGAAUGUUGUCUUCAUUGGUCACGUGGAUGCUGGAAAAUCAACUAUUGGUGGGCAAAUCAUGUAUUUAACUGGAAUGGUGGAAAAACGAACUUUGGAAAAAUAUGAAAGAGAAGCAAAAGAAAAAAACAGAGAGACAUGGUACCUGUCGUGGGCUCUGGACACAAACCAGGAGGAGCGAGACAAAGGAAAGACUGUGGAGGUGGGAAGGGCAUAUUUUGAGACGGAGAAAAAACACUUCACAAUCCUGGAUGCCCCUGGACACAAGAGCUUUGUCCCCAACAUGAUCGGAGGAGCGUCACAAGCCGAUCUGGCUGUCCUGGUCAUCUCGGCGAGAAAGGGCGAGUUUGAGACGGGUUUUGAAAAAGGCGGACAGACUCGGGAGCACGCCAUGCUGGCUAAAACGGCAGGCGUCAAACAUCUCAUUGUCCUGGUCAACAAGAUGGACGACCCCACUGUCAACUGGAGUCUCGAUAGGUAUGAAGAGUGUAAGGAGAAGCUGGUGCCAUUUCUCAAGAAGGUUGGCUUCAACCCCAAAAAGGACAUCUACUUUAUGCCUUGCUCCGGACUCACAGGUGCCAACCUCAAGGAACCCGUACCUGAAUGUCCCUGGUACACGGGUUUGCCAUUUAUUCCCCACUUGGAUAGUUUGCCAAACUUCACCAGAUCCAUCAACGGGCCGGUCAGACUCCCCAUCGUAGAUAAGUACAAGGACAUGGGUACAGUCAUUCUCGGGAAGCUGGAAUCCGGAACCAUUAGCAAAGCCCAGCAGUUGGUCAUGAUGCCAAACAGGCACAUAGUGGAAGUACUGAGCCUCCUAAGCGAUGAGGUGGAGACUGAUGACGCAGCUCCCGGGGAGAACCUGAAGAUGAGGCUCAAGGGCAUCGAGGAAGAGGAGAUCCUUCCCGGUUUCAUCUUGUGCAGCCCCGACAACCUUUGCCACACCGGCCGCACCUUUGACGCUCAGAUUGUCAUCAUUGAGCACAAAUCAAUCAUUUGUCCCGGUUACAAUGCAGUUCUUCACCUCCAUACCUGCAUCGAAGAGGUGCAAAUCUCAGCCUUAAUUUGUAUGGUGGACAAGAAGACGGGAGAGAAAAGUAAAACACGUCCGCGCUUCGUGAAGCAGGACCAGGUUUGUAUCGCCAGGUUCCGGGCAGCGGGAGUCAUCUGCAUGGAGACUUUCAAGGACUUUCCUCAAAUGGGGCGAUUCACGCUACGUGAUGAAGGCAAAACCAUCGCCAUCGGAAAAGUGCUGAAGCUGGUGCCGGACAAGGACUAAAUGCAACAGAAAUCCAAGUUGUCUAAUGCUGCUUGUAACCAGAAGAGGACUGCUGCUCGGGCCAACCACAACAGCGACUCUUUUCUUUAUGCUAAACUAUGCUAAAGAGAAGAACUUCCAACAACGGAGCGAAGAGGGGAAUUAAUUGCGUCAAAUGAAAAUAACAAGACUGGAUCAGUUUUUAUGAUGAACAAUCGACAGUGAGAGAGUGUGAGUGUCCAGUGUUCUCAUAUUGAGAGCUCUGCAAUAACACUAAUGUAGCGACAGUACAUGGCUGAAAACGCUGCCAGCUGGCCAUACCAAUCGUUUUUACUACGGAGGUGAAUGCAGUGUUACUGAGUCUGGAAAAAACAAAAAUACAGGAUGAUUUUGUUCCCUAUGAAAACCAACAACAAGAUCAUACAAUUCAAAUUCGAUGAGUGCAAUUCCAAUUUAAAAAAAAAAAUGAGAGAAGUCCCUUGGACAUUUUAUUUGUUAGAUGUUGCCGUGCCAUCAGUUUGUUUAGCCUCACUCACACUGCUCCGAAAAAUCAAGGACGAACAAACAUGCAACUGUUGCAUAACAAAGCCACAUGAAAAAAUAAAUGAAUCAUGACGCUUGAGUGAAAA
This is a messenger RNA of Hippocampus zosterae (dwarf seahorse), 2494 nucleotides long. It is a transcript of the gene gspt1, whose product is annotated as G1 to S phase transition 1. Gene Ontology annotation, molecular function: GTP binding; translation release factor activity; GTPase activity. Gene Ontology annotation, biological process: translation. The transcript has 13 exons. The record is from RefSeq and is a predicted model, not a curated record. Bases 174 to 1886 code for a protein of 570 amino acids. Lineage: Eukaryota; Metazoa; Chordata; Actinopteri; Syngnathiformes; Syngnathidae. Gene Ontology annotation, cellular component: translation release factor complex.